Phragmites australis (common reed) is the source of this 4826-nucleotide messenger RNA. RefSeq lists its product as uncharacterized. Lineage: Eukaryota; Viridiplantae; Streptophyta; Magnoliopsida; Poales; Poaceae. The transcript has 7 exons. The record is from RefSeq and is a predicted model, not a curated record. The coding region runs from base 56 to 4333 and encodes 1425 amino acids.
UCUGCCUUCCAUCACCCUCCCCCUCCCUCUCGCUAGUGGCGGCCGCUCCCCCGCGAUGGCCGCCCCACGGCCGCCGAGGGCGCACUCCGACGGAGGAGACGCCCCCGUCUCCCUAUUCCUCGACACAGACCUCGGCACCCGCCUUGCCCUGCUCGUCGCUCCCGACACCGCAAUCCGCCGCCUAAAGUCGCAGGUGGCCGCGGAGCACGCCGCCGCGUUCCCCGACCUCGGCCCCGUCGCCGUCAAGUCCUUCCAGGUCCUGCGGAAGGGUGUAUUGUAUCACCUCUCUGAUUCAAUGACAGUGACCAGUGCAUUCACCAGAAUCAAGGGUGGGUGUUUUCUUCAUGCCAAAAUUGCAGAGGCAGCAGCGGUGACACAUUGCUGCCAAGACACUCCAGCAACCGAUGGAAGGAGAUUGAGUCAAGGUCGUGUUGGAAUCCACGUAGAGAAGCGUGCUAAGGAGAUGCCUGAGAUUACAUCAAAUAUUGCCAGCGAUGUGCUUCCUCAAGGGCUUGAAGGUGGUGGUGAUUCUGUAGUGUUAAAUAAUGUUCAUGUGCAUGAUGCAGUGCCAUAUAAUGUCCUGGUGCCAUCCUCAUCACAGCUGAAUACUGAAAUAAAGAAGAAUGAAGCAGUUAGUCUAGCGGGUGCUCAAGCAGGAUCUGAUCCAGUUAUUGACAAAGCAAAGAGUUACAGUCGCCAGAUAAAACAUGCUAAUCAAACUGAAGAUGCUUUUACUAGUUUCACAACCAUGGCAAAUGUCGAUAAAUCUUCAAAUCAAAGCAAUAUGUCACAUGUUGUGGAGGAGAUACAAGGAAAGGAAGAUAUUUUGCAUGGUGAUGGAGACCAUAAUGUUGGUGGUGUUGUUUCUGGCAACAAGCAAGUCAGGAUAGAGGAGGAAAUGUUGGAAGAGAUACAUGCAGUGGCGGAUCUUCCUCAACAAAAGGAAUGCAAAAAAGCUAAGAGGGCUGGUUCAUUUGAUACAUCAGCUGCAGAUCCUAUCAGAAUAACUAGUGGGUCUGACACCAGAGAUAUUGCUAAAUCAAGUAGGGCUCCACAGGAAACAAACACUACUCAUGGGGAACAUUCAAAUACUUCUUUUCAGCAAGAAGUCCAUGGCAAUGUUGAUGAGGUUUCCAUCCAGAAAGAAAGUCCAAGAACUGUUGGAAAGAAGGAAAAGAAAAGGCGUCAGUUGGCCCCUCCAAAAACUGUUUCUACUCAAGAAACGACAAAACCAUCAACCGGGGCAGUGGAGUUAUCAAAAUCCACAGGUGACCAGGCAUACACUGUUGAAUUGACUGGCAGAGAUGAAGCUGAAGUGAGAGCAUCUGAUUUGCCUCUUUCAUCAUCAGAACUCAAUGGUGGAAUCCAGGGUCCCAAAGAUGUUGAGUUUGUGAGCGAUGCUCAGGCAUCUACUGAUCUAAUUUCUGAACAAGAGAAUUUUGAUCAUGUGCGUAAAGGUUAUAAAAAUCAUUCCAUGGGGGAUGUCAUUACUUCCACAGCUGAAGUUGUAGUUACUGAAGGAAAAACUACAAAAGGAAGCAACGCCCCAUGGGAUGGAGGGGAGAAGCAUGAAGAAAUCAAACAACAUAAACACAAUGAGGGCAGUCAUGAUGGUGUAGCUGAAACAAGCAAUGUGGAGAAAGAUGACAAAAGUACAUAUACCUUGGAGAAGAGGCACAGAAAUGAUAACAUUUCUCAAGAGAAGAAGCGCAGGAAAGCAAAGAAGGUUAGUUCUGUUGACAUGGCUUCCAUGGAUACUGCUGAUGAAAAGAAGAUGCAUGGCUAUAGAGAGAAUGCAGCCAAAUCAGGUACAGUUUCUACUGAAAGGGAGAUUGUCCAUUACCCUUCUAUGCGACAGAUCUCAAACAAUGUGCUGCAAGGGGAUUCUAAUAGUGGUGAUGGAAAGCGAAAGAAAAAGAGAAGACGCCAGUCAGAAUCCUUGAAGGGUGUUGAUCCUAGCCAAAAUCUGACAAAAUCAUCUGGCUUUGUUAUGGAUGAAAGCUCAAUACAACACACAAAUGCUGCUCACCUAGAUGCAAAGCAAACAACACAGGGCAGUAUAGAAGGAGCAACAGUUAUUGAUCAAAAGAUGAUUGGUGGAAGCCUGGAUAUAGUGGCAGCAAAUGUGAUUGAUGAGCUAUUGACAGAUCUAAGAUCUAAAGACAGCUUAAGUAAGGAUUUGGAUGGAGAUAUGUUAACAGAACAAACUCACCUAGGAAACAAUCAGAAUGCACUAGAACUACCUGAAUCCACUGGGGAUAAAGCUAGUUUUAGUGCAGCAUUGCCUCCAAAAUACCCUGCAGCAAUUCACUCUGAUGCUCCUGUCAGCUCACCUAGACAUAAGAAGUCUAAGGGGAAACAAGUGAAAGUACUGUCAACCAUGAUUGACUCAUCUCAUUAUUCAAGUGCUGUGCCUGAAGAAGACGCUAAUACAGAAUUGAAAGAGUCUGAUUCUUUGAGGUUUUCUGACAAAACAAGUGAACAUAAUAAGGAUAGUUUAACUGGAGAUGUAAUAGCACAAGCUGAUGAUAAAACCAAAGCCACUAAACGUCAAAGAAAGAAGGUUUCCUUAAAGCAGGUUCCCACAGAUACUGUUAAGGCUACACAAUCUUCGGACGAGCAAGCCAAACAGGUUGCUACAGAGGAAUUGAAGGGGGCGAAUGCUACUCAAGCAGAUCUGGUUCAAGGAGGUUCUAUAAUUGACACUCCUUCGGGUACUGUUGGAAAAGUACAGCAGAAAGGAAAAAGGUCUUCCAAGACUCGGACCCCUAAAAUACAAGAAACUAAUCAUUCUACCCAUGGGCAGGAUAGUCACUUAGCUAAGGACUACCAGGAUAAAUAUGUUAUUGGCAUAACUGGGGCCCAUGGUAAUGAAAAUGCAGAAGGAGCUCCAGCAGAAUUGCCUGUCGUUCAGGAAGAUGCUAUGACUCUCAAAUCUGCCAGCCCUAAUGCUAGAAAAGAAAGGAAUAAGUCUUCAAAAACUGAACUUCAGAAUUGGGAUUCUGCUCCGGAACAUGGUUCCAGUGCAGAUUUGGUGAACUUGAGGGCUGAAAAGUGUAUGGUUAGUCCUAAAAAUUCUGCUGACGCUGUUGAACCAAAUUAUCAUAUCGUGAUUCAUCCUGCUAGUGAUGAAAUCAAUUUCCUUGACCAUUUUAGCUCCAGCAAGAUGAAUGAUCCGUCAGUUUCUGCAAAAAACAAACAAAACAAUGAAGAUGAAACUACCAGGGAAGUGAAGAAUAAAAAGAACAAAAGAAAGCAAGAUACUGGUAGCACUGAACCAAAUGAUCUUCCAGAAUCCCUUCCUACGGAUAAAAUUAGCUUAACUGAUUAUUUUGAUGCCAGCGAAGUGGUUGUACCAAUUGUUACAGAAGAAAACAUGAACAGAAAAUAUGAAAAUGUGAAGAACGGCAAGGAGAAAAAGAAAAGAAAAAGGAAACCUAAUUUGGAAGGGCCUGCUGCUGAAAAGGAAAAUACUAAUUGUGAUAAUCAAGGCAGUGAUAUUGGUACCCAAGAUUCGCUUCUUUCUGUUGUGCAAAAAGGAAGAAUGGGGCAGGACAAUGGGAAAGAGAGCAACAAUAAAGUUACUCAGAGUAGCAGUAUAAUGCAACACGAUCCAGAAGAUGCCACUUGCGUUCGUACUCUUGAGAAGAAGCUCCACCGAAGUGAUGUUGAUGGUCAGAACAUUUUACCCAUUGAUAAGGAUCAUGCACAUAUAAGCAAAGAAGGAAGGAAGUCCACUUCUCAGACAAAGCCCCAUGCUAUUAAGGGAAGGGUGGGUCCAAAUCCUAAAGCUGUAAGUAACCUUGUGAAAAGCUUUUCCAUGAGCCCACCAGCAUCAAGUGACAGCACAGAGGGCACACCACAAAAUGCUAACAGAUAUAGAGUUGCAGUACGGAAAGUUCCCAGAAAAAGGUAUGAACAGAGCAGUGAGAAAUCCAAAAAAGAGAGUAGGAAGGUAGGUUCUAGUGCAAUAUUCAACGAUGCUAUCAGUGAAGGCUCUGAUGAUGCAUUGGACACCAAGAGCAAAAAGGCUGCGAUGGAAAAAUCAUCAGAUAAUUCAUCCACAUCUGCUGACUCAGGUGGGAACCUCAAGGAGAUAGUAUCGCAUGGAAUAGGUAUUUCAUCUGCAGCCUAUGAUGAAAGCGAUGUGCCUGAUGAUGAUGGCACUCUAUCGUUAUCACAGAAGAGUCUGAAAGAGGGGCUGCACAUUGGCUCCAUUCUUCGGGGUUCCAGUAGCUACAAGAAGGCGAGGCAGAAGCAAACCGAGCUGUUGGAUGAUGUCACCGAGGUGCCUGAUAGCCAGCCAGCGGAUGGCCUUUGGGACCGAACCUGAUGCUUAAGAGAAGCACGGACCCUGAGCACCUUAGAUGGGCUUUGCAGAGCUGUAGCUGAACCUGUCUUCACGUAAAACGCAUGUCCAACUGUGUAAUUUGUUAAUGGUUUGUUGGUCAUACCAUUAACACGGUUUUGUUGAUGGCCCUCGGUUCAUUUUUUUGCCAGGUUUAAGUCUAUAUUUUGUCAACUAGGGUAUACUUGGUUUUCUUGUCCAUCCUUGCCUAGCAAGGUUAGAGGACAAACUAGCAUCUUUGGUUCAUUUAUUUGGUUUGAAUUUGAGCAAGGUGGGCUAGAAUUUCCUUGCUUUUGAGAGAGCCAAAUUGGCUCUCUUCCCCUACCAAGGUUUGCCUUGCCAAAUCUCGCCAAGCAAAGCUAGUGGGCAGGAAACCAAACAUACCUCUGCCCGAGAAUGAGUGGAUGAUGUUCCUCAAGAUGUACAAUACAACCAUACAUAUUCUUUGUUUCUUUUUCGGGUUUUUUUAGCAUUUGUA